GCGUCGCUUUCGUUUCUCGAAACGUACUGUACCUUGGUUGUGCGACGAUCUCGGCCCCGUCAUCGUGUGCCAACGAACCAGUGGGAUUUAAACAGAGCGGAAGGCGUUGUGCGCGCUGAGAUUUUUUGCGAUCGGAUGCUUCCAGCGAGCUGUCGGCUGCGAGGAAUUCAGCGGCCUGUCGCAGUCGUCCGUCAGGAACACGCCAUUACUGUCGUUCGCGGGCAAAAACGGUGGGUGGCCUUUUCCGGAGACCACAGACGCGAAGAGCGAACAAAGGCGGCGUUCGCGCGGCUCGGGCAGAUUCCCGUUGUGGUCGGGUGCGUGGAUGGUACGCUCAUCGCAAUCCCGAAGCCCCAUGGCCUGAGCUCCGCGGACACGACGCAUUACAUGUCGGGGAAGGGACUCUACGCAUUCAACACCAUGAUCACAUGUGAUGCCGACCUCUGGAUGUCAGUCCAUGUUUCCUGGGGUCAUGUCAUGACUCGUGGGUAUGGCGGGGGAGCCCUCUCCGUCAGCACCUGGAAGCAAAACUUCGGCUUGCUUGGAGACUCCAGCUAUACAUUAGAACCGUGGCUCCUGACACCAGUGCCCGGACGACCAGCUCGUGGCACCCCUGAUAACCACUACAACAAGGCCCACACCGCCAUGCGCAAUGUUGUGGAGUGGUGCAUCGCUGUAAGCUUGUGCAGAGCUGCUCAAGCAUGA
Molecule: messenger RNA, 705 nt
Organism: Rhipicephalus sanguineus (brown dog tick)
Lineage: Eukaryota; Metazoa; Arthropoda; Arachnida; Ixodida; Ixodidae
Product: putative nuclease HARBI1
Exons: 3
Coding region: 136-705 (189 amino acids)
Source: RefSeq, a predicted model, not a curated record